Messenger RNA from Lodderomyces elongisporus, 1482 nucleotides. It is a transcript of the gene FUM12, whose product is annotated as Fum12p. The transcript has a single exon. Gene Ontology annotation, cellular component: mitochondrion; tricarboxylic acid cycle heteromeric enzyme complex. Bases 1 to 1482 code for a protein of 493 amino acids. Gene Ontology annotation, biological process: malate metabolic process; fumarate metabolic process; tricarboxylic acid cycle. NCBI's taxonomy places the organism in Eukaryota, Fungi, Ascomycota, Pichiomycetes, Serinales, Debaryomycetaceae. The record is from RefSeq and is a predicted model, not a curated record. Gene Ontology annotation, molecular function: fumarate hydratase activity.
AUGUUGAGAACUAUUGCCAGAAACAAUACCAGUCUUAGAGCCACUACUCAGUUGAGAAGCUUCAGUACUUCUUUUGUUGCUCUUAAGGAUACCAGAGUCGAGACCGAUGCGUUUGGUCCAAUCGAUGUGCCAAACGACAAGUAUUAUGGUGCUCAAACUGCUAGAUCCAAAAUGAACUUUAAGAUUGGUGGUGAAGCUGCAAGAAUGCCAACCCCAAUUGUUAGGGCUUUUGGAAUUUUGAAGAAAUCCACUGCUUUGGUCAAUGAGGAAUUAGGCCAAUUGGACCCUAAAUUGUCCAAGGCUAUUCAACAAGCUGCUACCGAAGUUUCUGAAGGUAAAUUAGAUGACCACUUUCCAUUAGUUGUGUUCCAAACUGGUUCCGGUACUCAAUCCAACAUGAACGCCAAUGAAGUCAUUUCAAACAGAGCCAUUGAAAUCUUGGGUGGAGAAUUGGGUUCAAAGAAACCAGUUCACCCAAAUGACCACUGUAACAUGUCACAAUCAUCAAACGACACUUUCCCAACUGUUAUGCAUAUUGCUGCUGUUACCGAAAUCAACAACUCAUUGAUUCCCCAAUUGACCAAGUUGCGCGACUCGUUGCAAGCAAAGGCUGAAGAAUUCAAGGAUAUCAUCAAAAUUGGUAGAACACAUUUACAAGAUGCUACACCAUUGACCUUGGGUCAAGAGUUUUCCGGUUACGCUCAGCAAUUGACCAAUGGUAUUGAAAGAGUUGAAAAGACCUUGCCAAACUUGUUGUACUUGGCUCAAGGUGGUACCGCUGUUGGAACUGGUCUUAACACCAAGAAAGGUUGGGACGUUAAAGUUGCUGAACAAGUUUCAAAGUUGACCGGUUUCCCAUUCAAGACCGCACCAAACAAAUUUGAGGCUUUGGCUGCUCACGAUGCCAUUGUUGAAGCUUCAGGUGCUCUCAACACUAUUGCCGCUUCAUUGUUCAAGAUUGCCAACGAUAUUAGAUACUUGGGUUCAGGUCCAAGAUGUGGUUACGGAGAAUUGUCAUUACCAGAAAACGAGCCAGGUUCCUCAAUCAUGCCAGGUAAGGUCAACCCAACUCAAAAUGAGGCAUUGACUAUGGUUGCUUGUCAAGUCUUUGGUAACAACGCAGCAAUCACCUUUGCAGGAGCCUCUGGUCAAUUUGAAUUGAAUGUUUUCAAACCAGUCAUGAUUGCCAACUUGUUAUCAUCAAUCAGAUUGAUUGCUGAUGGUGCCGCAUCUUUCAGAGAACACUGUGUCGAUGGUAUCGUUGCCAACAAGGACAAGAUUGAAAAGACUUUGCACGAGUCCUUGAUGUUGGUUACUGCUUUGAACCCAAAGAUUGGUUAUGACGCAGCAUCAAAAACCGCCAAGAAUGCUCACAAAAAGGGAUUGACUUUGAAAGAAUCAGCUUUGGAGUUGGGUGUAUUAAGUGAAGCUGAAUUUGACGAAUGGGUUAGACCAGAAAAGAUGAUUGGUCCAAAAGAUUAA